Molecule: messenger RNA, 4943 nt
Organism: Alosa alosa (allis shad)
Lineage: Eukaryota; Metazoa; Chordata; Actinopteri; Clupeiformes; Clupeidae
Gene: lonrf2
Product: LON peptidase N-terminal domain and ring finger 2
Exons: 13
Coding region: 1007-3367 (786 amino acids)
Molecular function (GO): protein binding
Source: RefSeq, a predicted model, not a curated record
CCUGCGUAUCGGGACGGUGAUGACGGUGUGAGCAGAUUUCGUUAGCCAGCAAUGUGUUGUUAUGUGUGGUACUAGUGCCUUGCUAACGAAUUCAUUCGACUUUGAAAUCAGGGAUACAAUAUAUACGAACAACAUUGAAUCCGGGAUCGUGACAUGAUGUAGACGAGCUACAGAACACGCCUCGGGACUGCAAUGAGUGACUGAAAUCAAGAGAAAGGCAACAAGAGUUUUCUUCUUAGGUUAGAUAACCGUUAGCUGGCUGGCGCUAAGUUAGGGUUUACGUAAACACCGGCCAUUUAGUCGGUAAUGUUAAUGGUAUCGGGUCUUAUAUAAAAACCGACACAUUGAGUGAAGUGGACGUCGAGUGGCCGUUUUUUCGAAAAUUAAGGACAUUCUUUCUGGAGGAAAUGGGGAAGGCAGAUAGUGACUGUAUUUGAAACGAUCGGGCUCACCGGGUGAAGUAGAGCAACGUUACAUAGCUACGCGAAUGUGUUGCGAAACAAAACUCUAACGUUAGACCUUCAAGAAUACCAGUUUGAAGCUAGGGUGUACCAGGAUAGGUUAGAUAAGUAAGUCAGCCGGCUCAGUAGAUAUAUAUUUUCAUGAUAGUACAUAUUGAAAGGAAAUGUUGGGACUGGUAAAGGAUAACGUUUCACAACUACAGAAACUAGGCUAUCGUUACCUGAGGACUUCUUGGCGGAGCAUCAUAGUUACGGAAGCGAUUAUGGUCUAUAUUGGUUAUGAAACAUGUCUAGGGUAUUAAUCAGCAUACAACAGUCACUUUAAGUGGGGCUUCUGUAGCCGUUGUCUGCUCCACUUAAUUUUGGCAGUUUGGACAAUCUGACUUUUGUAAUGUUUAAGGGCAGGGCCUACUUUUGCGGUGGGUUCGUUUUAUAAUUUUACUGGGACAUGGGAGGCGCUCUUCGUGUUAGCAAGAAGCUUGUGUAACACUGCUAGAUAGAUAGCUGUGUAAUUUAACCCACAUUUUGCUGCCAAUUACACAACGAUGGACGCGGGAAUACAAAACCACACGGAACAUUUCGUUCAUGACAUAUCGAACCCUAACGCACAGGGUUUAUGUCCUGAAAUGCUUGAGGUUGCAGAGGAAGCUUGUCGGGCUGGAGAUUUCGACCUUGCUGUGGAGAUCUACAGCUCUCAGCUGGCAGAUCUACACCAGCCUGACCGGGGACUGUGUUUACGCAAAGCGGACGCGUUAGCUCGAGCUGGUCGGAUAGGGGACGCUUUGGACUCAUAUCGUGUAGCAGCAAACAUUCAGAGGCUUUUGCCUGAUGAACUCGGACUUUUGGUUGAAAGUAUUGCGCGGACUAUUCGCGGAAAGGAGUUGAGCGACCCCAAAACUGAGACCAUUGUCAACGGAAGACAAACGUCUCACGACUCAAAAACAAGUGGCAGGUCUAACAACGGGUGCACGGGCGCUGACAGAGAUGGAUCGGAGGAAGAUGAAUGUUUGGACUUAUUUAGUUGUAAACUUUGCAAGUGUCUGUUAUCCGAACCAACUACAUUAGAAUGUGGCCAUACAUUUUGCAAGCGGUGCCUGGAAGACACUGAAGCAAAGGAGUGCAGCAGUUGUCAUUCCCAAAUAAACAAAACACACGGCGAGAAUCGUAUUCAUGGAUUUAAUGGAGUCAAUGUUGUACUCAGCAGUCUUUUGGAUAAAUGGUUUGAAUCGGAAAGCAAAUCCAGACGACUUUGGUUGGAAGCAGACGGAAUGUGGAAGAAACAUGACCUGGCCAACGCAUUGGAAAAGUUCAAUAAAGCUGUGGAAAUAGCGCCCUCUAUCUGCAGGCUGCUGGGACGGCGCGCUGAAUUGCACAUGGAAAUGAGGAAUUUCAGCCAAGCCAUCCAGGACGCGGACAGCGUGUGCCGACUGAAACCUCAGUGCCCCAAAGCCCACUAUACAAAGGCGAAGGCUCUGAGUGCAGCUGGAAGGGCAGAGGAGGCACUGCAGCAGUAUUUCUACUGCGUGGCCCUUAAGCCAGGCUGGAGCGUGGUCAAGCUCGAAGCACAGAAGGUCCUGGGUGAGCUCUUCUCGUCAGUGUUUGAGGAGGAUGGUCUCUCUGCCCCGUUGCCCUCAAGGCAGAGUGGACCGUCGUCUCGUCUGAAGCCCUCUUCCCUGGUCAACUCGCUGCCCCCCUCCUUCGGCGCACCGGGAUGCUCCAAGGACGCCAGUGCCAGCAUGUCCAAAAGCAGCGGGGGCAGUGAGAGCACCAGCUCUGGCAGCUCCUCUCUGGCCAUCCCCAAACCCGAUGGCCUGUUUGAGAACCCUAAGAGCCGGACGGCGGUGCUGUCCGCCCUGCCCGUGCCCUCCACACUCAAGAGGAAGGGGUCCGGGGAGCUCAGCCCAGCGCCCCCUUGCAAACUCCAUCGGCCCGCAGAUUGUCCCAGUUCGUCAGCAGCCCUGCGCGUGUUUCCAGGUGUGAGGCAGGUGCCUAUGGACCUCCUAGACAGUGGAGAUUUGGAGUGCUCUCUGUGUAUGAGGCUGUUCUAUGAACCGGUCACCACCCCCUGUGGACACACCUUCUGCCUCAAGUGUCUGGAGCGCUGCAUGGAUCACAAUCCCAACUGCCCGCUCUGCAAAGAGAAUCUGUCUGAGUACUUGGCCAGUAGGGGGUACAGUAAGACCUUCCUAAUGGAGGAGGUGCUGCAGCGCUACCUGGCAGAGGAGCUGGCCGAGAGGAAAAAAGUCCAUGAAGAGGAGAUGAAGGAGCUCUCCAACUUGAACCAGGAAGUGCCCAUCUUCAUCUGCACCAUGGCAUUUCCCACAAUCCCCUGCCCCCUGCACGUGUUCGAGCCGCGCUACCGCCUCAUGAUCCGACGCUCCAUGGAGACUGGCACCAAGCAGUUCGGCAUGUGCAUUGCAGAUGAUGUGAAAGGGUUUGCAGACUACGGCUGCAUGCUGGAGGUGAAGGACGUGAAGUUCUUCCCCGACGGGCGCUCGGUGGUGGACACGGUGGGCGCGGCCCGCUUCAAAGUCCUCAGCCACGGACAGAGGGAUGGCUACCACACCGCCAAGAUCGACUACCUGGAGGACAGGAAGGUGGAGGGUGAGGAGCUGGCGGAGCUGGUGAAGCUGCACGACUCCGUGUACGAUCAGGCCACGGCCUGGUUCACGUCCCUCAGAGACAACAUGAAGAGUCAGAUCCUCAGCCACUUCGGACACCUGCCCGUCAAAGACCCCGAUCCACAGGGCAACCCCAAUGGGCCGGCAUGGUGCUGGUGGCUGCUGGCUGUGCUUCCGCUGGAGAACCGGGCCCAGCUCACCAUCCUGGCCAUGACCUCGCUCAAGGACCGCCUCAUCGCUAUCCGCAGGGUCCUCAUCUUUGUCACACGCAAACGCCCGCGGUAACCUCUGCCCCUCACCCCACUCCACCAACCCCCACCCCGCCCCUGAACUUUGGCAUCAUCACAUCCAGCACGUGGGCAAGUUAGGUUCUCGCAGCGCCUGCUUUCCCUGUAGGAGAAUGAAGUUAUGGCACCGUAGCAGCUGAAGUGAGCGAAAGAGCCGCACAAUAUAAACGCUUCCUGUCGUCUGUAUCUGAGUGCGGUUCCAUCAGUCUAAGCUUAGUAAUCUGGCUGUACGCUCAUCUUCCUCUUCCUCUUCCUGUCAUACGCACACACACUGGUUCGCCCUGUACUGAAGCUCCUGUACCUCACAAAGGGGCGGCUUUUUUACUCUCUGAUGGAACAGUUGACCUCUGUGGACGUCUGGUCACCGUGUUCAAUGGCAAAGUGGGAGCUCUCAACCUCAAAAGCUCCUGCUCUGCUGUAGUAGUAAACCAGAAGGAUCUGUAGCCCUGCCCCAGAUAUGUUCCCCUGUAACUUAACUUGUACCCGAGCCUGAUCAUGUGGACACACAAGACCUCGAUUUUAGAGUAGCCAUUGUUGGACUUGAUGAAGCUUCUCCCACGUCAUGGCAGCAUCUAUACAAGUGCACAACGCCCUGGUAGUUCAUAGCCAAUCGAAACGCUUCCUUUUUCUCCUGAAUGACUUCAUUCCGUUUCUCUGCAGCUUUAAUUGACAGUCUUAAAACAUGAAGUGAACUUGUGUUGAAACCACUCAUCUGGUUCUGGUUUUGGGAUGAGAGGAGCCGUUAUUUUUACCUGGUUGGAUGGAGACCGCUCCUCUGCACAGUGUACAUACCAGAGGAACACUCUGAAUGUAAUUGGACUUAGUUCUCUGUGGCUCAUUGCUUCACACGCAUAUCUAUGCUCUCUGCUAAAUGCACAUGAGAUAGAUAAGCUAGAGGGGGCCACCCAACACCCCUGAACACUCCUGUUCUUUACACCUCAUUUGGAAAACCAACACUUAUCCUUCACACUACAGUAGUCCCUAGAAACUGAGUGGGUUUAUACUCGACGCCACUGAGAGAGAAAAAAAAAUCAGAGGCCUUAAAGUUAUCAUGACCUACCUUUUUAACUCGAAUAAGUAGCAAACAUUCAAGUAUGGGGUGACCUAAUGUACCUAUGUUGUCUCCACCCUUAAGUAAGAUUAGUGUAAGUUGAGUGGUUUUGUUAGUGCAGUCUCUCGGUGUAUGGACCCUGUGUGCGUCAGAGCUUUGUCAAUGCGUGGAAGUCACUUUCUUUUGUGUGUGUGUGUGUGUGAUUGAUCUAAAUCCAUGUGUGCUGUAGUUUACGUAUAUGUCUGUUUUGGUUUGCCAGUUGUUUGUGAUUGGAUUGAUGUACAAUUGGAGGCCUUUGCUCUUUUGUUUGUUAAAUAUUUUUCUACAGUGUACUUAUUCUGUUUGUGAUUGUGCAUGAUUUAAUCUUCGUGUUCCAUCAACCCUCGUGUGUUUAGGGAUGGUACACAAGUGUUCAUCAACCCUCGUGUGUUUAGGGAUGGUACACAAAUGCUGCAUUUUUUUCAUCCAAGUUUGUACAUUUAAGAUAUGAUGAAAAUAAAGUUAUUUUGUAUUUGAGAUGAAA